Messenger RNA from Musa acuminata AAA Group (dessert banana), 2910 nucleotides. Its product is annotated as tRNA(His) guanylyltransferase 1-like. Gene Ontology annotation, molecular function: tRNA guanylyltransferase activity; magnesium ion binding. The transcript is spliced from 8 exons. Gene Ontology annotation, biological process: tRNA modification. The record is from RefSeq and is a predicted model, not a curated record. Bases 1902 to 2687 code for a protein of 261 amino acids. NCBI's taxonomy places the organism in Eukaryota, Viridiplantae, Streptophyta, Magnoliopsida, Zingiberales, Musaceae.
CCUCUGGAAGAUUCAUGUUAUUAUUUGUUAGUAUCAUGGCAUUGUGAUUUUUCUUCAAUUGGUCAUCUCAUUGCAAACAUGUUAUUAGCAAUUGCAAGAACUCUAGCAGAUUCAUGUUAUUAUUUGUUAGUAUCAUGGCAUUGUGAUUUUUCUUCAAUUGGUCAUCUCAUUGCAAAAAUGUUAUCAGCAAUUGCAAGAACUCUAGCAGAUUCAAGUUGUUUGUUCAUAUUAUGGCAUUGUGAUUUUUGUUCACUUGGUUUAUUGCAAAUGUGUUCAAUUUAAAGGGGAAUCAUACAUCCAUAUAGGAAGAUUAAGACAGUGUCUAUUAGGAAAAUCGUGCUAUGUGCUAUUAUUUUUGGUUGGGCAAAUUUUUGUUGGUAUGAUGGAAUUGUAGAACUGAUCUACCCCCUUCUCCAUGUCAUGUUGUUUUCUUGUAGACGCUAGUUGAAAGUUCCCGUAUGGGUCCUCACGCUGUAUUUGGGUUCAUGCUUUGGAAAGCAUAUAUUGUAUACAGCUUUGGGGAAUUGAGUAAUAGAGGAGAGGGAUACUGUUGUGUUUAUUUGUACUUUUGGUUCCGUCAGUUAUUGGACUUUAGAUGUUUGGAAUACUAUUUAAAUUCAAGUACAUGAGUUUUUAUGGAGUUUCCAGUUUUGGAUGAAAAGACUGACUAGGUCGGUUGCCUAUGUUCAUGGUGAUGCUUUUGACAUGUUUUAUCUUCAGGGUUUUGUCAGUAUUUAUUGGUCGGCAUACUCAACAUGGAGUAGUUGCAUCCGCUGGAUACACGUUUAUGAUGUCGUUGGUAGGUUAUAAGACGGCACUGCUACUGACCUUCUUGCCACUUGGAAUUGUCAAUGCCUUGUUUCGGUGUUUUCUCUCUAUCCAAAGCUUUGCUGAGUGGUCACUGAUACGUGAUAUCUUUACUUAAACAUCUUUUACGAUUGACUUAGCUUUAGUCAACGUCUAAGAUUGUUUGAUCAAAAAUAUAUUUCUUUCUGCUUCCAAAUGGGCUUCUAGAUUUCUCAUGAGGGUUUCUCUCAUACCAAGUUUCUGCAUCUAGUAUUGAACCACAUACUGUGGAAAUAGUCGCCUUGAGAUCUCAGAAUUCUGUGCAUUAUUAGUGGUUUAGGGCAGAGACCAGUGCUAUCCGCAGUAGUCAAGAAUUUGAUUGUCACUUUCGUGUUCGAGUUGUAUCAGAUGAUAAGUGCAAUUGUUAAUGUUCUUAUAUAUUUGAUGGUGCUCGUCCUCGUUUUUGCCUAAAAUUGAAAUGUGUGACUUGGAGUUGACAAUUAUAUAUGGAUUUCUUUGAACAAUAUAUAUGGUUCUGGCUUUACUACGGUUUUAUUACGUUCUCGUAUUUUUAUCUUCUGCCGGACGGUUUGAUUAUACAUCUCUGGAAUUUUAGUUGGUGUAGAGCCUGAACCUACUUGUUGUUUCGUUGUUUCGUCGAGGUUAUACUUCCUACCUUCUGACUUCAUUGCAUAUCGAUAUUGUAAAUGUGGUGUAAGAAGAUUUACCGGUAUGCUAACUCAUUGUAAUCUGUUUGGAACUCUUGAGUCUUUGUGUCUUUCUAGAUUGUGCAGAUCCUCUAUGGCUUGUGUCUGCCUUUUUGUUGGCUGCUUUUUUGUUGUCUCUUUACAAGCAUGUUGAGAGGUAAAUCAUAGGCUUAGAACUGCUGCUUGUUUUGGAGGUCCCUUUUGUAGUUUUCAGGUGAGAUGGAAAUGUAGAAGAUAAGCAGCAACCAUUAUGAAGACCAAUAAGAUGCAUGCAGCAUCUAAUGAAUUCCGAGAUAAUAUCAUCAAAAAUAAAAAUAAAAAGUCUCUUUGCUGAAGCAAAUCUGUUAUUAAUGACAGAAGGAGGGAUCCGAUCCGAUCAAUUGGCCAUCGAAGUGAUAAUUUAAUCGAAUGGCAAAUAGCAAGUAUGAGUACGUCAAGAAAUUUGAAACUGAUGACAGACUGCCUCCCUCCAGUUGGAUUGUUGUCAGAAUUGACGGAUGCCAUUUUCACCAAUUUUCUGCAGAACAUGCAUUUGAAAAGCCCAAUGACGAGAAUGCUUUGAAUUUGAUGAACUCAUGUGCAGUCUCUAUGCUAGAACAAUUUCCUGACAUAGUAUUUGCAUAUGGUGUCAGUGAUGAAUAUAGUUUUAUAUGGAAGGAAACUACUCAGUUUUACCAAAGACGGUCAAGCAAAUUACUUUCACUUAGUGUAUCCUAUUUCACAUCUGUCUACGUGAUGAAGUGGAAAGAAUUUUUUCCUCACAAGGAACUGAAAGGACCCCCUUAUUUUGAUGGACGAGUUGUAUGUUACCCAAGAGCAAAAAUUGUCCAGGAUUAUCUGGCAUGGAGGCAGGUAGACUGUCACAUAAACAAUCAGUAUAAUACAUGUUUUUGGAUGUUGGUUAAGUCGGGAAAGACACAGAGGGAAGCCCAGGAACUUCUAAAGGGCACACAAGCAAAAGAUAAGAAUGAGCUGCUUUUUCAACAGUUCAAUGUUAAUUAUGAUAAGCUACCUCAAAUGUUUCGAAAAGGAUCUUGUGUUUACAGAAAAAAGGUGGAAGAAGUGGUUAAGUUGGAUGAUACUGGAAAUCCCGUCACAAGAACUCGAAGCAAGGUGGUUGUGGAACACAUGGAUAUAAUAGGCCCCAAGUUUUGGAGUGAGCUCCCUUACAUCCUCAAAGAAGAGUGUGACUGAAAUGACCACAUAUUUGAACUAUAUAUCGGCAAUUUGCAAGCAGGAUAUGCAGUCAAGUCAGUCUGAUGUUUUGACAUCUUACAUCUGCAGCUACAAUCAAUAUAUGGUAGGUAGUUCAAGAAGAGACCGGCUGUGCAGUCUCUGAAUCGGGAGGAUCUCUGUAGCUUAAAUAUGAAAGUGUUAGAUGAAUGAAUCUUUUUGAAUCAUUCUCGUUUUUAUGAAA